AUGAAUACUAAUUAUAGCAUUUGGCCUGUAGUUUUGGUUCCAUAUAACCUUACUCCUUGGUUGUGUGUGAAGCAACCAAAUUUUAUCCUCUCAAUGAUCAUUCCAGGUCCACGUACAGCAGGGAAUAAUAUAGAUGUAUACUUACAACCCCUUAUUAAUGAGUUGAAUGAGUUGUGGAGUGAAGGUGUGGACAUUUUUGAUUCAUCAAAGGAUGAAAUGUUUAGAAUGAGAACAGCUCUUAUGUGGACAGUUAGCGACUUUCCUGGACUUGAUAUCUUAUCUGGUUGGAAUACACAUACUGGUCUUGCAUGCCCCUCUUGUAAUUUUGAUGUAGAACCUUGUCGACUUCGUCAUAGUAGAAAGUGGUGUUUUAUUGGCCAUCAUCGGUUUUUGGGAAGAAAUCAUAAAUUUAGAAUGAUGAGACAUCGUUUUGAUGGAAAUGUUGAAGAGAGGACCCCUCCAAAGAAGUUAUCAGGAUCAGACAUUUUGCAACAAGUGAAAGAUAUCAAUGUCAUAUUUGGAAGACAAGCAGAAUUGAAUGAUAAAAGGAAAAUAAAUAGGAAAAAGAGUGUUGGAGAAGGUGUAACUCAACAAUGGAGAAAAAAAAGCAUAUUUUUUGAUCUUCCAUAUUGGGAGUUUAACUCAUUGCGCCAUAAUUUAGAUGUUAUGCAUAUUGAAAAGAAUGUGUUUGAUAAUAUUAUAUACUCUUUGCUAAAUGAUAAAGAAAAAUCAAAGGAUCAUGUGAAGGCUCGAAGAGAUCUACAAGAUAUGGGUAUAAGGAGUGAUCUUUGGCCGGAUGAGAAUGAUGAAUAUCGGCUUGGUGCAUUUACAAUUCCAAAGGAGAAGAAACUGGCCUUCCUAAAGACUUUAAAGAAUAUCUCAGUGCCGGAUGGUUAUUCAAGUAAUAUAUCUCGUUGUAUUUAUUUGGAUAAAAAAAGGAUCUUUGGAUUAAAAAGUCAUGAUUGUCACAUCCUUAUGGAACAAUUGUUACCAAUAGCAAUCCGCAAUGUGCUUCCAAACCAGGUUGUUGCAACGUUGGUAGAGCUUUCCUCCUUUUUUAGGCAUCUUUGUCUGAAAAGCUUAAGCCUCUCAGACCUAGAAAAGCUACAAAAUCGGAUUGUGGAAACUCUUUGCCAUCUAGAGAUGUUAUUCCCUCCAUCAUUUUUUACUGUAAUGGUUCAUCUAACUGUUCAUCUAGUGGAUGAAGUAAUACAAGGUGGCCCAGUACAUUAUCGGUGGAUGUAUUUUGUUGAAAGAUUAUUAGGUCAUUUCAAGUCCCUUGUAGGAAACAAAUCACAACCAGAAGGUUCUAUAGCUGAAGGUUACAUAGUUGAAGAAGCUCUAACUCUUUAUUCUCGUUAUUUUGAGGGAAUUGAGUCAAGGUUAAAUCGACCUAAACGUGUAAAUGAUGAACCAAAUCAUAAUGAGGCUUCAGAAGUGUCAACUAUGUUCCCUCAACAAGGUAAACCCAUUGGAGGCUCCACAAUAGAACCAUUGACUCUUUUGGAGAAAACUCAAGCUCAUCGAUGUGUGUUACUUAAUUGCGCAGCAGUAAAGCCAUUUAUUGAUGAAUUUAGACAUCACAUCAGAAGAAGUAGAGGUCGAAGACUUUCCCCAACAGAGAUAAAGAGGAGAGUUAGUAAAGAGUUCCCUGAUUGGUUUCCUAAGCGAAUUAUGAAUCCAGAUAUAGCAGACACUAUCUCUGAUGAUAUCAAGUUCUUAGCACAAGGUCCAACACAAGAUGCAAGAAGAUUCAGUGCUUAUAACAUUAACGGAUUCAAAUUUCGGACUUUGUCUAGAGAACAAGGAUUAAAAACUCAAAAUAGUGGAGUCUUUCUUGUCUCUGACACUUCGUGUGUUGCAUCUAGUGCAGAUAAAAAUGCAAGACAAGCAGACCUACCAUAUUAUGGGAAGUUGGAAGAUAUUAUUGAGCUUAAUUAUUAUGGUCGGUUCAAGAUUGUUCUCUUUAAAUGCCAGUGGGCUGACACUACUCGAAACAGAGGGUUCAAAAUAGAUGUUUGGAAGUUUAAUUGUGUCAACUUCUCUAAAUUGAUCCACACUGGUGAUCGUGAGGAUGAUGAUCCAUAUAUUGAAGCAUCACAAGCAAAUAUGGUCUACUAUGUUGAUGAUGAAAUUGAUAAAGGAUGGAGUGUGGCUGUACAUUUAAAGCCAAGAGAUUUGUUUGAUAUGGGAGAGGUUGAUGAAGAAGAAAUAUACGAGAAUGAGCCAUACCGACAACAAGAAUUUGGACAAUUUUUUGAUGUUGAUUACGAGAAUAUCCAAAUUGCAAUAGAGGAGCAUAUGACUGAAUAG
Nicotiana tabacum (common tobacco) is the source of this 2313-nucleotide messenger RNA. RefSeq lists its product as uncharacterized. The record is from RefSeq and is a predicted model, not a curated record. NCBI's taxonomy places the organism in Eukaryota, Viridiplantae, Streptophyta, Magnoliopsida, Solanales, Solanaceae.